This is a messenger RNA of Aspergillus ruber CBS 135680, 970 nucleotides long. RefSeq names its product PaaI family thioesterase. Bases 277 to 909 code for a protein of 210 amino acids. The transcript has a single exon. The record is from RefSeq and is a predicted model, not a curated record. Lineage: Eukaryota; Fungi; Ascomycota; Eurotiomycetes; Eurotiales; Aspergillaceae.
CUCGUUCUGUAUACCUGCGAGGGUCGAGAUCUCGUUAUUCCACUGGUAUGUGGUGGCCGGAUUACUCAUUGUGUUGAAAACUCUUUCCAUGGUUUAUAAAGAGUCAAUGAGGUUCUAACUCUCCUUUAUAAAGAAACAGUUCCCGUCCCGCCGCAUCCUCAACAACCCCAACAACCUCGUUCUCGCUUACGCCGUUUUGUCGGAUUCACUUCCAUCGCAUUUUUCGCUUUUACUGCCGGCUUGUUUUACCAGACUAUACAAACCACUUCUCGAAUCAUGGCCGCCCCUAUGCCUUCGGAUGAGGAGACUCUCACCAGCUUCACCCCUCCCGAUGCUCUCUCGCAGGAGAUUGAAGAUUUCAUCCACAACCACCCCCUUUCCGUCUCUCUGCGCGAGAACCCUGAGUUUACAGAAUCGCGCCCGCAUUUGAAGAUUCCCGAAUACAUGCGCGCGCGCAACCUCACUGCCGGGACCCUCGCGGGACCGAACAAGAUCGUUGUGCCGCCGGUUGUCUUCAGCGAAGAAGGUGGUAAGAGCAUGAUUUCGCUCCUCUAUCUCGGUUCCGAUCUCUCAGGACACCCCGGUAUUGUCCACGGUGGUCUCUUAGCGACUUUGUUGGAUGAAGGUCUUGCGCGGUGCUGUUUCCCCGCACUCCCGAACAAGGUUGGCGUGACCGCGAACCUGAACAUUGAUUAUCGACUACCCGCAAUGGCCGAUUCCUACGUUAUCAUGAAGGCGGAGACGGUCAAAGUGGAAGGUCGUAAAGCCUGGGUGGAGGGCCGCCUUGAGACCCUGCCCAAGGAUGGACAGGAGCCGGCGGUUUUGGUGGAGGCCAAGGCGCUCUUCAUUGAGCCCAGGCAAGCUGCUGUAUGUUAUUCUCAAGUUUCGUGUGCAAAAAAUUCCCACUGACUCUAUUUUGCAGGCCAUGUCCAGUCUCUACAAGGUGACAUAGAGCCAUUCAUCUUUGUCG